Molecule: messenger RNA, 3044 nt
Organism: Ipomoea triloba (trilobed morning glory)
Lineage: Eukaryota; Viridiplantae; Streptophyta; Magnoliopsida; Solanales; Convolvulaceae
Product: pentatricopeptide repeat-containing protein At2g17525, mitochondrial
Exons: 2
Coding region: 212-2095 (627 amino acids)
Molecular function (GO): protein binding
Source: RefSeq, a predicted model, not a curated record
CCAAUCAUUCCAUAAUUCCCUUGGAAUCUCUCUUUCCCUAGGCAGCUCGGUUUCUGCCUUCAGCAUCGGCGACACUCCGGUCAGUCCUCAGACGACGCUCUCCGCGCGGACCGACCUCAGUCCUCACAUCCUCUGCUUUGCUGAACAACCUAAAGCUCAAGAUCAGAGAUUAGCCGGAGGGAAGUGGUGGAGUGAUCGGAAUGGAAUCUUGAUGAUCAAAGCCAACAAGUUCCUUGUUCUUUUCAACCGGAGGAUAUAUCGAAGAUUCAUUUCCAGUCAAUCAAUUCCAGUUAUAACAAGUCCAGUUCCUACACAAGAGAACAUAGCCCAUUUAAUACUAGACCAGAAAUCUGCUGUUGAAGCUCUCCAAACCUUCAGAUGGGCAUCCAAUCUCCCAAAUUUCACUCACUCCCAGUCCACCUACCGAGCUUUGAUCCACAAGCUCUGCCUCUUCCGGCGCUUCGAGAUUGUCUAUCAACUGCUCGACGAAAUGCGCAGCUCAACUUGUUUACCCCCAGAUGAGGGCAUUUUCAUUACUAUUGCCCGCGGCCUUGGGCGGGCUAGAAGGAUCAGGGAAGUGAUCAAAGUUCUUGACUUGGUAUCCAGGUUUGAUUUGAAGCCGAGUUUGAAGCUGAUGAACUCAAUUCUUGAUGUUUUGGUUAAGGAAGAUAUUGAUAUUGCCAGGGAGUUCUAUAGGAAGAAAAUGAUGGAAUGCGGCGUUGAAGGCAAUGAUUACACUUACGGAAUUCUGAUGAAGGGGUUAUGCGCCACAAACAGAAUUGGCGACGGAUUUAAACUUCUGCAAGUGUUGAAGACCAGGGGAAUGAAGCCAAACAUUGUGAUAUACAAUACACUGAUUCAUGCUCUUUGUGAGAAUGGGAAGGUUGGGAGAGCCAGGAGUUUGAUGAGGGAAAUAGCAGAGCCCAGUGAUGUGACUUUCAACAUUUUGAUUUCUGCUUACUGUAAAGAGGAUAAUUCAGUGCAGGCCAUGGUGAUGCUGGAGAAAAGCUUCAGCAAAGGGUUCAUUCCUGAUGUGAUAACAGUGACAAAGGUGGUGGGAACUCUAUGCAAGAAAGGGCAUCUCCCCGAGGCAGUUGAGGUCUUGGAAAGAGUAGAGGAAAGGGGAGGGGAGAUUGAUGUUGUGGCUUAUAACACACUGAUCAAUGGCUACUGCAGGCUAGGGAAGGUGAAAGCCGGGCAGCGUCUUCUGAAGGAGAUGGAGAUGAAGGGAUAUCUACCAAAUGCAGAAACCUAUAAUGCUUUGAUAUCUGGUUUAUGUGAGUGUGGUAUGUUGGAUAUGGCUCUUGACAUGUUCAAUGAGAUGCAAAAGGCUGGGAUAAAGUGGGAUUUUGCAACGUUUGAUACUGUAAUCCACGGGCUCUCCUCUGUUGGGAGGGUGCAGGAUGGGUUCAAGAUCUUGGCUUUAAUGGAGGACAGUAAAGAGGGCUGCAGAGGUCACAUAAGCCCUUAUAAUGGAAUUAUCUAUGGCCUUUACAGGGAAAACCGCCUGGAAGAAGCAUUCGAGUUUUUAAAGAAAAUGGAGAGUUUGUUUCCCCGAGCUGUUGACCGGAGCCUGAGAAUUCUCAGUUUCUGCAAAGAUGGAAGCAUGGAAGAAGCAAAGAACAUUUAUGCUCAGAUGAUUGGCGAAGGUGGCAUUCCCAGUGCAGUAGUGUAUGCAGCUUUGAUUCAUACAUUCUGUCAGAAAGAACAGAUAAGAGAAGCACUUGAGCUGAUGAAUGAGAUGGUUAGCCAUGGCUACUCCCCAGUGGCUUCAACUUUGAAUGCUUUGAUCAGAGGGCUUUGCAGGCAGGGUAAAAUCCAGAAUGCCUCAAGACUCCUGGAGGACAUGGUAGGACGAGGAGGAGAUUGCUUUCCUGAUAUAGAAAGUUACAGUCCAUUUAUUGAAGGGUUUUGCAGUAAAGGGGACUUCCACAAGGCCUUCAUUAUCUUCCUGCAAAUGGUGGAAAGAGGUAUUGUUCCCAACUCUUCUUCAUGGAAUACAUUGAUUCUAUGUCUCUGUCAGGAAAAUGGGUGGUUGGAAGACCAAAAUCUGUUGCGUUUAGGUAACCAACUUCAGUCCAUUAUAGAAACUUGACCAUUCUGAGUUUUUACCAUUAUACUUGUCAUGAGUUGAUUUGAAGCUUGAACGAGUCAAUCUUUUUUCCUUUUCCUUUCUAGAUUUUUUCCCCUUUUCUAAGGUUUUCUUUGGGAGAACGGUGAAAUCAAAUCAAUUAGAGUAGUGUUGUUGAGAUUAGAAUUUAGAACAAUUAGAGAUUGUUCUAAAUUUCUAAUUAUUCUGUUCACAUAACUCUCAUCGAUCCUUUAUUUCUCUAAUUUAAUUUAAUUUUACAAUAAUUUCAAUCAAUCACUAUAUCACAUCCUAAAGUCUAGUCUUGCUAGAUCCAUUUGAGGCUUUGAGCCAUUCUCAAGGGGGGGAAGUUGAAUCACUCAUAUUAACAUGUUUCAUGACUCUGAAUAUCCACCAUGGAAACUAGACUUGAACAUAGCAGUUAUCCAUUUCAUUGUAGCUCUGUGUCACAUCACAGAGAAGAAUGGGCAAGCUGCAAAUGAUAAAAUUCUUGAAGAUUGAAGAUGAGGUUUUUAAGAGGGUGGCAAUUUGAUGAUAAGAUCAAGAUUGUUUCUCCUCUCCUGUCAUUUUCGACAGGGCCCCUCAUUUUCUGCGUCUAUUUUAGACAAAUGUUGCCAGUACAGAAAUCGCAUAUUAAAGGACGGUCCCUACUGUUUAAAAAGCAACUUAACAACCAUUGCUUUGUGGUUAUCACUUAUCAGGCUAUUUUAUAUACUUGCAUUGAAUGACAGCUCCAUAAAUAUUCUUUUUCUUUUGUGCUACUGUAGAAUGAUAAUAUCUUUUUGUCGAUCUACCUUUUUCUUUUUUGGUUCUAGAGUUCAACAAUUACAAUGAUAGAGGAAAGGAAUAUAUAUACUGGAGAAGUCUUAGGUAUACUAGAAUUGAUAAUCUUAGUGUGACUCAGAUAGAUAGAAUCCUAGUAAUGAUCAUAUCAUUUACUUGUUCGGGUCACGAA